CAUCGUUUCUGCCUUAUCUCCCCCCCCCCCCCCCCCCCACCUCCUUUCUCAUCCAGUCAUAUUCCCAUUUCGAUGUUCCUCAAAAGAAUAGAUCGUCUGGAUUUGGGUCAUCAGCGCCUCCACCACCAUUUCACAUUCUGAUUCUUCACUGUUACGUCACCCCCCAAUCCGUUUUCACUAGGUUUAGUUCCCUCUGUCGAAUAUUGUUAGUCUGUCGCAUCCCCCAUGCCUCCACUUCCCCCAUCUCGGACGUCGCCUCCAGCUCUCUGCGAUCACCAUCCUCGAUUCAGCUUCCAAUACCGAUGCACCUCACCGCCAUCGCUCCACCAAGGCUUCAUGUCAUCGCCGCUUCCGCCACCAGUCCAGGAAACCCACCACUUCCCCCACCGCUUCAUUGUUCCUCGAUUACAACACUUUGCUUCAUUCCAGUUUUGCAUCGGUUGGAUGGGUCUAAUUUCAUUUUAUUCUUAUUUAGGUUUCGAUGAAUUUGAAAGGGGUUUGAAGGCCGGCUUCCGAAUUCCAGAAGACAGGCCUUACCAAGUGCAUAAUCUGCAUGAAGCAAUUGGGGUUGCUAGACAGAUCAUUCCAUGGAACUUUCCUCUUCAUAUGUUUGCUUGGAAAGCGGGUCUUCCUCCUGGUGUUCUUAAUAUAGUUUCAGGAUUCGGUCCAACUGCUGGAGCAGCUCUUACUAGCCAUAUAGAUGUUGAUAAGAUUGCUUUUACAGGAUCAACUGAAACCGAUAAAAUUGUGCAAGAAUUGGAUGUAAAAAGCAAUCUUAAGCCAUGUACUUUAGAGCUUGGAGGGAAAUCACCUUUUAUCAUUUGUGAGGAUGCUGACAUUGAUAAGGGUGAAUGUUGUUGUGCUGGUUCAAAUUCCUUUGUUCAUGAGCACGUAUACGAUGAGUUUAUAGAGAAAUCAAGAGCACGCGCUCAAAGACACACUGUUGGUGAUCCUUUCCAAAAGGGUAUUGAACAAGGCCCUCAGAUCGACCUGGAGCAAUUUGAGAAGAUUUUAAAAUACAUAAAAUCUGAGGUUGAAAGCAAUGCGACUCUUGAAUGUGGAGGUGACAGAUUAGGGUCCAAAGGUUUCUACAUCUAACCAAUCGUUUUCUCUAAUGUUCUGGAAAGGAAAAGAUGAGGUGGUGAGCAAGGAUAAGAACUAGAGAAAAGAGGACAUGACUAAUGUGUAGGUAGCCUACACACCUUUACAAGCAAGUUGUUUUACAUAAUCACAACAAUUUUUCGGUCUAUUGAUUUUGGAUCUUUCAAAGUAUUUCCCAAAAAUGUGGAUGUCGCUAAGGCAUAGGUUAACAAUCAAAGCUUUUUUUAUUUUGCUUUGUAUCUAAUUUUGAAUAUGAAUCAUAUGAUACUUAGUAUUUUGUUUUGAUGUUUAUUUGUAGAUCUUAUUACUGCAAAAAAAAUAUAUGGUUAUAGACAAGAGUAUUCAAAGAACAACCCUUGGUU
Messenger RNA from Lactuca saligna, 1463 nucleotides. The record is from the annotation of a GenBank genome assembly. Lineage: Eukaryota; Viridiplantae; Streptophyta; Magnoliopsida; Asterales; Asteraceae.